Messenger RNA from Pogoniulus pusillus (Red-fronted tinkerbird), 2767 nucleotides. RefSeq names its product basic leucine zipper nuclear factor 1 (gene BLZF1). The coding region runs from base 397 to 1590 and encodes 397 amino acids. The transcript has 7 exons. Gene Ontology annotation, biological process: Golgi to plasma membrane protein transport; Golgi organization. Lineage: Eukaryota; Metazoa; Chordata; Aves; Piciformes; Lybiidae. Gene Ontology annotation, cellular component: Golgi membrane. The record is from RefSeq and is a predicted model, not a curated record.
CGCCGACUGGGCGAGAGGAGGGGACGUCACCCGCGGGCGCUCUGUUCCCCGCGGGAAGCGGAAGCGGUGCGGCUGGCGGUUGUGGCGGAGGCAGAGUCUGUCGUAACAGUGCCGCUGCGCGCUCCGGUAACCUCCGCGGUGCGGCCCUCCACCGGGAUCGGGGCAAAGGAGUUGGGGCGACAGCGGUGGCGAUAGAAACAGAGCAGGAGAGCGGCUGGGGCUGGCUCCCUGGGGCUCUGAGGCGGGCGGUGGGUGUGUUCGGCCUGUGCUGACCGAUACUGCUGCGCGGUCAGAAACCUCUUCUGCAGAUCGGUGGGUAGCGUCCAGCUGUCGCUUACCGGCGAGCUGCAGGGCUGAGACUUCUGUAGUUGAGAGAAGCUGACUACUAAAGAGAAAAUGUCAUCUUUAGAAAAAGUUGAGGAUGCCUCAUCACCCAUCCGAGGACCUGGAGAUGGCAUGGAAACAGAACAGACAGGUGAAGCAGCAGAAAUAAUCACUGGAGCCAAUGCUACAAACCGUCAGAUCCACCACAGCCCACUUAAGAAGACAGUCUCCUCCCUGAGUCCUGGAGUUCUGCAGCUGGGGAAAAUCCAUGCCGAUAAAUCAGUGGAGAUUGAAGCUAUUCGUAUAGUAGUCCCCAAAGCAGCUAUCACCCAUGUUGUUCCAACUAAAAACGCUAAGGUAGCUAAAUCAGUGGGACAUAAAGGAGAUGUGUUUCAUCAGUCAGAUGGAGCCACAGAUCCCAAGAAAGAACAGACAGAGCUGAAAAAUGCAGUUGAAAAGCUAAAGAAUUCAGAAAAGCGGCUGCUGCAGGAUAAAGAAGGUCUCUCUAAUCAGCUGCGCAUACAGACAGAGGUGAAUCGGGAGCUGAAGAAAUUGCUUGUUGCUUCUGUUGGGGAUGAUCUGCAGUACCACUUUGAACGGAUGGCUCGUGAGAAAAAUCAGCUCAUCCUAGAAAAUGAGGUUCUGGGCCGGAAUUUAUCCCAGUUAUCGGAGCAAUUGGAGCGCAUGUCCAUACAGUGUGACGUGUGGAGAAGCAAAUUCCUGGCAAGCAGGGUUAUGUCUGAUGAACUAACCAACACCAGAGCAAUUCUUCAGCGUCAAACCAGGGAUGCACAAAGUGCAAUCCAGGACUUGCUGAGUGAACGCGAUCAGUUCCGUCGAGAAAUGAGUGAUACACACAAGCUCUUGGAGGAGCUGAUGGUUUCUCUUCAAUGGGGCAGACAACAGACAUACUAUCCUAGUGCCCAGCCUUACACCACAACAGAGCUGGCAGCUGUGAACUGUAAGCUAGCCAAAGCUGUGAGUUCACAUCUUCUUGGAAAUACUGGCACUAACAGUCCGAAAAAGACUUCAGCAGCUGUGGAGUUUUGCAAUACCCCUGCUGAGAAAAUGGCUGAAAUGGUGCUACAUGUACUGGAUCCAGCUGCACAUACAGAAACCUCAACUGAAGUUUCUUUUUCUGAGACCUCUCCUUCCUCCUUCCUUUCCACAAAGAAGAAUAUUGGAAGGUUUCACCCAUAUACAAGAUAUGAAGAUGUAACUUUUAACUGUUGCAAUCAUUGUCAAGGAGAGCUGAUUGCCCUUUAAAAAUACAGCCAGUGCAACUGCACAUGUACUCUUUCUGAAUAACUACACUCUUUGAUGAUCAGCAGACUUCCCAUUUUCCUAUUUCUUUCCAUAAUGGGUGUGUUUAACAUUGGAAAUUCAGUAGUUUCUGCUUCUCUACCCCUUGAAGUUAGAGACUCACAGGAUUUCCUUAGCCUCUGGGAUACUUCUGCUACUUAUUUUCUACUAUGGCCUCAAAUCCACUUUGUAGAGCACAGAGGUGCCCUUGACUAUGUAAAGUUUACAGUCUUAAUUAGAAAAUCUCAAUUAAUUUCUUCUUAGAAGGAGACAAAAGCAUAACUAUAUCAAAGUAAAGGAAGUGUCAAUAGGUUGCUUAAAAAAACAAGGCAAUGGAAAAUGGUCAUCUCCAUGCCUUCUUUUAAUCUUAGCAACAGUUAUGAACAGGUCCCAACUGUUCAGCCUCUGAAAUUUAGUAAUUAAACUGAGUAUGUGCAAUGAUUUUUCAUAGCUGUAAGUUCCAAAAGUAAGAGCAUAAGCACUGUUGCAGCCAUCCUGGCAAGAAGGGGAAAGAGCUUGAAUGAACUCUGGAUGUAAUAUGUAAAUAGUUUUCAUGGACUCUGAAAACUCUGUGGGGUGAGGUUAUUCUUGUGUUGACACAGAGCUAAAAUCUCCUUUCCUAUCUAUUUCAGCUUCUAGAAUGAAGCUGUAGCAGCUGAUUUUCAGCAGAAAGAGACUGAUAUACCUCCUUUAGUACCUAGUGUUGAAACCUGACCUAACAUUAGAACUGAGUCCUUGCCCAAGGUCUUUUUGGGUGUUGUGGGAAGCUGAAGCACUAAGUUUGCACAGAUACUAGUAAAAAAAUAGAUAUUUUUUUACUUGUAUGGUUUUGUAAUCGUGAAAAGAAUCUUAUAAAGAACUUUUAGCAGGUAAUCUGCUACAUCCAAAGAAGCCUAUUUAAGUUGCAAAUAUAAAGAAGAAAGGUAGGAGGAAGCAAAUAUGCUUCUUAUUUUUUAGUUUCACUCCUAAAGUUAUCAUAUGUAGCUGUGUAUUUUAGAGAGGGUUUGUGUAAUGGUUGCUUCUGUCCAGUUUUCCUUUGAAACAUACCAUAAACAGAAUAGGUUAAGGUCUAAAUUCUUGCUGUUGCUGGCUUUGGUUUGCAUGAAGGAACCUACAAUAAACUUUCUUUCCUUGCUUUCAA